GAAAGUUUUCUUGUUGCUUAAGGAUUCCGAACAAACAUAGGUUUAACGAUUGUGUAUAUAUAUGUUUGGUAGCUUCCCUUCCCUAUCGCAUGACUGAUCGCUAGAGAAAAUUUACUCUCUGCAGUCGUUUCUGAUCCAAGCUAAUAAGCUAGGGCUAAUGUCAGACUUUGGUGACUUAUGCUUUUCUACUAUUCCACUGGAUUUAGUUAAACCAGGAGAUGAUUCUGUGCUGUGUAACAAGUUCUGCAUUGUGGUUGAAGCAAGUUUCAUGCCUCCUGUACCUUUUGAUGAAGACGAUCUUCAAGAUGAUGAAUCACAGCAUCUCUACGAUGCGGACUGCGAUUGGGUGAAGAGAGAUUUCCUGGUUGAUCGUGACCAGUUAUUGCAUGACCUAGAAACUUCAAGAUUAACCAUCCGCAAUAUCCUUACUGUUAUGGAUAUCCCCGUUAGGGCUUUCAUGAUAGAUCAGGUAUUGACUUGUGCUCGUCAGAUGGCAAGAAGUGUCCUGCUCUUGGAUCGUAAGGUUUUGUAUAUGAAGGUGAGAGUUGAUGUCCCGCCAAGUUUUGAUGAGUCUUCGGGCGGCGGCAGCGACGACGAAGAUGAUGAUGAUGAUGUCUUAAGCUUUGUGCCUGCCACCGCAUCGUCUAUAGAGAAAUUGGAGAUUGUGAAGGUUGAAUUAGAAGGGUCUGCUAACCAGCCAUGCGCAGUUUGUUUCGACCAACUUUUGGUUGGCUGUGAAGCAACUCGAUUGCCUUGCUCACAUGUCUAUCAUUGCGGGUGCAUACGCAGAUGGUUGGAGAAGAGCAAAUUCUGUCCGCUCUGUAGGUUUGAAGUUUCUUAACUAAUUGAUUAGGUUUUUCUUUUUCUUUUUUUGAGAAUGAUUAGGGUUUAUACACGACGAAUGACCGAUUCGGAAUUUCUUAAGAAACAGUAUAUGCUCAGAUUGUAGCAAGCUGCUGUUUCUCAGUUCUGUUGGGGGCAUGGCUAAUUAGGAAUGCUGAGUGUAUCUUAAAUACUGUUUCUCAGUAUUUCUCAGUUCUGAAUUCAAUGUUCAAUAAAUGUAAA
Messenger RNA from Populus trichocarpa (black cottonwood), 1065 nucleotides. Its product is annotated as E3 ubiquitin ligase BIG BROTHER-related. The transcript has a single exon. Lineage: Eukaryota; Viridiplantae; Streptophyta; Magnoliopsida; Malpighiales; Salicaceae. Bases 158 to 841 code for a protein of 227 amino acids. The record is from RefSeq and is a predicted model, not a curated record.